Saccostrea cuccullata (small rock oyster) is the source of this 564-nucleotide messenger RNA. Its product is annotated as angiopoietin-4-like. The transcript is spliced from 5 exons. The coding region runs from base 1 to 564 and encodes 187 amino acids. NCBI's taxonomy places the organism in Eukaryota, Metazoa, Mollusca, Bivalvia, Ostreida, Ostreidae. The record is from RefSeq and is a predicted model, not a curated record.
AUGUGUCAAAGGGAGUGCGUCUUCUUCGGUUUUAAUUCGCAAACGAAGAAAUGUCGAACCCACAAGAAAAGUCUAACGUCUGAUACGUCUGAGGAGGCUGGCUGGAGAUACUACUCGAAUAACGAUUUUUCUAGCAUGCCCAAAGAUUGCAAGGAUCUUCGAGAAAACGGUACAACCAUCACAGGGGUGUAUACUAUAUACCCCUACAGUACAUUAACCAUUCCACUAAGUGUCUACUGCGAAAUGACCACAAUGGGCGGUGGAUGGACGGCAAUUCAGAAACGCGUAGACGGAUCCGUGACCUUUGACAGGAACUGGACAGAUUAUAAGAAUGGAUUUGGUUCACCAGAACAGAACGUCUGGAUUGGAAAUGACGUAAUCCAUAAAUUAACAAAAGAAAACACCUCAUCCCUGUAUGUGUCCAUCACUCUCCAGAAUGGUACAACGGUGUAUGAAAUGUACGACCGAUUCUCUGUCUCCGACGAAGCAGGGAAAUAUCAACUCUUUCUAGCAGGACCUGCCACGGGGACCUUAGGUCUGCGUAUUCACGUGACGCUAUGUUAG